AUGAGUUCUCAGACUCCUGAAUUGAAGAUUUGUUAUCGAAAUUCACCGACUCAGGAACGAAAUGAAUGUCUUCGAGAAAGUAUUUCAAAAAUAAUUCCCGUACUUAAAAACGGAUAUCCAGAAUUCAAUAUCCCAUCAAUUGAUCCCUUUUAUCACGAUAAAACUCAUUUCGAGUACAAACAAGGAAUUUUAACCGUAAACCUCAACACCAAAGAUAUGAUUGUCAAUGGAGUUCGCUUCAUUAAAAUUAAAGAAGUUCGUUCAAAGGCAAAUGACAAAAACAUUUACGUUGAAAUCGAUGCCGAUUUCGAUCGUCUCGAGAUGUUGGCAGAUUACAAAGGCAACGCUGUCUUAAGUGAGCUAAAUGUCAAGUCGGGAGGAAAGCUAAACCUAACAGCUGUCGAUAUAACGACGACAUUAAAAAUUUUGGGAAAAAUAAACAAAAGCGAAAAUAGCGGUUUUAUCGCUAUCAAAGGCAUUGAUUUGUCAAACAUAGACACGAAAAAAAUGAUAGUCCACGCAACUGGAUUAUUUCCUGAUCCGGAUGUCAAUCAGUUUGCUGUUGAAUUUAUCAAUCAGAGCUGGAGGUAUUUGUUCGAACAGCUGAUUCCGGAAAUAAAGAAAAUAUGGCUGCCAAUGUGUGAAAUUGUAGCCAAAGGAUUCUUUGAAAAUGUUCCGUAUGAUGUUUUGAUGCCUAAGAAAAAAUAA
This is a messenger RNA of Culicoides brevitarsis, 708 nucleotides long. RefSeq lists its product as uncharacterized. The transcript has 2 exons. Bases 1 to 708 code for a protein of 235 amino acids. Lineage: Eukaryota; Metazoa; Arthropoda; Insecta; Diptera; Ceratopogonidae. The record is from RefSeq and is a predicted model, not a curated record.